AUGGUUGACAGUGACGAUGAAGUUUCAUCGAAUAGUAGUAGGAAAGUUGCGAGGAAUCUAUAUUUGAGUAACGGACGCAGUUCUCAGAGUCUGAAAAGGAAAAGAUUCUCAUUUUUUGCGACAAAUAGCGACUCCGAUGAAAAUGAAAGCCUAAACACUCCAAAGAAGGCUUUAUUUGGAAGCGAAUUUGAUGAGUUUGGCAGCCCAGCUGUUGAAAAAUUUCUCUUUGAGACCAAUCAAUCUCCAUUGUAUGCAGAAUGCUCAGGUUCUAAGAGAAGAAUGGUGAAAUAUGAAGAUGCCUUACCAUCACCGCCGGUGUCACCGAUGCAAUUUUCAUGCAAGACUCUCAAGACUAGGCAAAUGAUUGAUGUUGAGCAACAAAAUAUAGUAAACCAGCAGAAGCUCAUAACUGAGCCUGGAUUGGGAUUCGAGCUACAGUCUAGAAAAAAUUUAGCCCUGUCUAAGAGAUUAAGUUUGGACGAGAUAGGUUUAAGAAAUGAAUCAUUAAAAGAUAAUAAUUUGGCUGUAAAUAAGUUUAAGAAAUAUCGUUCGCAGGCGGAUUCUAUUAAAAAAUAUUUAGAUGAAGAGGAUGAGAGUGCAAACCUGAUUGCCGAUUUCAGCGCUCCCUACAUACUGCCGGUCCUUCAAGAUGGAAAGCAUAGCGACCUCAAAGCCAUCACUCACAAUACACUUACAGAUGUUUUACUAGGAAAGUACGAUAAUGUCCUUGAUAGCUGCACCAUAAUUGACUGCAGAUAUCCGUACGAAUAUGAAGGCGGACACAUCAUGGGAGCCAGGAAUUUCUACACGAAAGAUUCCAUCUUGAGUGAAUUUAUUCUGAGCAAUGCUGGUUUGUGCACCGGUAAUCAGAACAAAAAUAUCCUUGUAUUUCACUGCGAAUUUUCAUCUGAAAGAGGGCCAAAGAUGUGCAGGUUUUUGAGAAACAAAGACAGAGAAAUAAACGAAAAUAACUAUCCUCAUCUAUUCUACCCGGAGAUAUAUCUUCUUGAGAAUGGUUACAAAGAAUUUUUCCAUAACCACAUCGAUUUGUGCUACCCAGCUUUGUACAAGCCGAUGUUGCAUGAAGAUAAUUCUAAAGAUUUGAUACAUUUUAGAGCAGAAUCAAAAUUGUACGCGACUAAAUUUGAAAAGAGAUCAAACUCCAGGACGACUCCAAGGUUCAGUUCUAGAAAAAUUGUGAAACGAAUUAUCGAGGAUGAAAUUUUGUGCAAACCUCUCAAUUGA
Messenger RNA from Helobdella robusta, 1245 nucleotides. RefSeq lists its product as hypothetical. The record is from RefSeq and is a predicted model, not a curated record. The coding region runs from base 1 to 1245 and encodes 414 amino acids. The transcript has 2 exons. Gene Ontology annotation, biological process: positive regulation of G2/MI transition of meiotic cell cycle; positive regulation of G2/M transition of mitotic cell cycle; G2/M transition of mitotic cell cycle. NCBI's taxonomy places the organism in Eukaryota, Metazoa, Annelida, Clitellata, Rhynchobdellida, Glossiphoniidae. Gene Ontology annotation, cellular component: nucleus; cytoplasm. Gene Ontology annotation, molecular function: protein tyrosine phosphatase activity.